GGUGGGUGUAAUUUGACUAGUUGGCCUGGCCAACCUCGGCCGUUUUUGGUCGUUUGGCUUUUCUUGUUCAAUAGAUCGAGCUCAUUGCUGAGCGCGUCGGAGCCUCGUUACUGUGGCCUCUCUUCCCGCUCACAGACGCCAGUUUUGUUCGUCUCAGGCUCCUGACGCUCUUGCAUGAGUUGGUAUGGCACGUUGUAGGCAGGUCUCCUGCCAGCACUGCCAUCCACUGUGUUUGACAGUUAUGGGGCCAUGGCGGGCCACGCUUGGCGGUUAUCCCAGUCAAUAUCAGGACCAUCGAGGGGCCGAUGGAGAAGGAACAGGCCCCGAUUGAGACGUGGCUGCGUAGCUCGCGCGUUGUGCGUGCUUCUGCUGCCACUCUGCAUGUUCUUCGGAUGUUCGUGUUGGCUCUGUUCCCUGGGCGCGUCCUCGGUCGUGCCCUGGCCGCGCGGUGUCCCUGCAGGGCUGGCGCCCCGCGCUCGGCGCAUCCGCGUCCGACGCAGCUUACUCGACGCCAGCGCCUGGGCGAUGCAACAAAAAGGGGGUCGUCUGCACCGACCUGGGCUCGUCAGCUGCCCGCGUCAGGUCGCGCGUCUCCAGUGCGGCCUGCUGCGCUGGCGGCCCGCGCAGGUCGUGGCGCGAGGUCGCUGCAUCAUCUCGCGUACGACCCGCUUCUUCUCGUCGCCCACCAGUCCCUCGGCAUCGCCCGGACGUGUGCUUUUUUCUUCUGCGAGGACCAUGGAGGUGCAUCGAGGAUCACCUUGUCCGCGAUUAGCUGAAGUUGCAGAUGAACUGCUCGGCGGCCCUCCACCUUGGAGGGCCUACGUUAUGACCUGUAUUCCCCUGCAAGGCUGGGGGUA
Prorocentrum cordatum is the source of this 857-nucleotide messenger RNA. NCBI's taxonomy places the organism in Eukaryota, Dinophyceae, Prorocentrales, Prorocentraceae. The record is from the annotation of a GenBank genome assembly.